CAACAACAAUUGGGUAAAAUGAGUACGUACCGUUUGAUAAUCAUCAUAGAAAAGGCCCUCUUCUUGGAUGAAAUUGGUCAUUUUUUCGAAAUCCGGUCAGAGGUUCGACGGUUUUUUAGUGAAAACCAAAGAAAAAGUUUUUUGAAGGCAGAUCGGACUUAGCCGCAACCAACAAAAUAACUAAUUCUAAGGUUUUGGGUGGGGAGGGGGGUGGGUAGAGUGAGAAGUUAGAGGGAGAGAGGGAGGAAUGGGUUUUGUGUGCAGAAAAUGGGAGGGGGAAGGGGGGGGGUUUAUAUAGGGACGAAACCGCGUGAGAGAGGGGCGAUUUCGUCCUUUUACCCCGCCUAAAACCGCGCCUCCAGCACGCGGUUAGCGUUCCCCAACAGUCAAACCGCGCUUCGGGGGAGCGGUUUGACUGAGCGACGCGGAUCGCUGGCUGGCGCGCAGUUUGGCCGUCAGAUCGCUCCCUCAUCGCGCGGUCUGAUUCACCGCCACGUGGCCACGCGGUUUGACAGGCAGGAAGAGUCAAACCGCGCCUUGGAGGUGCGUUUUGUGCUCUAACCGCUGCUAGGAGGCGCGGUUUUAAUAUUAACUGCUCAUUAGAGGCACGGUUUUAAAUAAACGAUGAGAUUUUUGGAAAUUGUUGGGAAUGGGUGGUAUUUUUGUAAUUUUUUUUAAACCGUGGUAGUUUUGGAUUUUUUCCAUAUUUUUCUCUCUCGAUAGUAGUCGUAGCAAUAUCACUAAAGACCUUUGCACAGCAUUAGAGACCUUUUGCAAAGUUGAAUCUGUAGUAGUGGAGCUCUUGGGAAAUUAUCAUAGGAAUAAAAGUAAUAGUAAUGUAGAUUCCUUACAUCGAUCACUCUCAUUCGAAUAGUGUUUAAAGAUGUGUUGAUCAAGUGACAGUUAUCUUUUCUCUUAAAGUCAACAUGCGUUGAUCAAUACAUCAUUUGUAAAUCCCAACCUAACCUUUUCGACUUCCUAGUUCCUACAGCAGUCUUAGAUGCGUCUUCUCUUAAGAGAGAGGAUAAAACGCACACAACCUAUAGUGAAAGCUUAAAACUAACAAACUUACUUCUAAAAACACACUCCCAAACAGCAUAAUUGGGAAUCCACAAAAGCGACCACAUCUAUCUACACAAUAAAUAAAAGCCAAAUGAGAAAAUUUGAAGUCUCAUUUCAAAUUUUAUGCAUCCAGAGUGAAAGUAGGAAGGACAUUUUGGUCUUCACGAUUACUUUUUUUUUAUUCAUUAAAAAGACACUAGGAUUCCAACCAUGACCACUUUAAAGAAAAGCAAAGAUCAUAACCAAUCACACUAUGUACAUUUGUUGUAUAUUUUUAAAUUGAAAACAUAUAAUCGCAGAGAGGAAAAAACUCUUCCCCCAUUUCAAAUUUCCUGCUCCAUGAGCGUUUGUAGGAAGGGUAGAAUAGGGAGUGUCAAUUUUUUUUCCCUCUGUGGAACGGGGCCAACUUACCGUACACAUGCGGAUUUAAACGGGUCCAAGAGUGUCAAUUUUGUCUUUAAGUCCUUUUAUUUCUCCGUGGUGGUAAAAUAUAUAUGAAAGGCAAAAACAAUACUCCUUUUUAUUGCUAAAAAGAAAAAAUAAUAACAAUAAACUAAUGCAUGGAUUCUAAUGGGCUAAUCGCUAAUCAUAAAAUAAAAGAGUUGAAUGGGUUUGCCAUUCUAAAACAAGCUAUUUCUCUAGCAUAAUAUAUAUUAUGCUAUUAUUUUAUAUCUUAAUUACUAAAAUAUAAUGUAUUUUAAAGUUAUUCAAUGGUUCAACCUCGACCAACCCAAUUAGUUCAAUUUUUAUCAUUUCAAAUAUAUAUUAUGUAAUUAUUUGAUAUCAUAAUGAUUAAAUUAUAGUGUAUAUUAUAGGGAAUCGUUUGGUAUUUGUUAGUAAAAAAACUAAUCAGAAAGAUCUAUUUGGUUAUUUUUAACAUUAAAAUGAUCCUAAACAUUUUUAGUUUCCUUUCGAAAUUCUAUAGUUUUAUUCCCGAAUCAGUGAUGUGCAAAUGGCGAAUUGCAGUCAUCUCUUUUCUUUCAUUAUUUUUUAUUUUCAAAUAGAAAGUUUAAAAGUAAAUAAUAAUUAGAGUUUAGCAUGGGUCGGUCAAACAAGCUGAAAUUCAAGUUUUGACCCAUUUUGAUCAGGUCUAAUUUAUAAUCACAUGGUUCCCUGAUACCCGAUAAAAAUCUCAAUCCAAACCAGUUUGGCAGGUGAGUCCGUGUUUACCACCAUUUUCUAGGGAUACAGGAAUGGUGGUUCCUAUCCAAAUCGUGUUGUUCAUUCUUGAUUUCUUUAGAUUUUAUCAUGGCUUGGCAAAAAACCAGAAAGCCCUGAAAGUUUUAUAAAGCAAAUUAAUCGGCCAACGGGCCGUGUAAAAGCUAGCAACGAUUGUGAGAUGUUCUUUUCCCGAAAACCGGCGGGAUGGAAGAUUUUUUAUUCGAUUUUCUGGAAUUUGGUUUCUAUAAAACUUACUCCACCUCAUCAUAUUACCAGAAACAAUAUUGUUUUACAAGGUAACAGGUACUUGAUUUUGGUUCAUAAGACUGAUUUUUGAUUCGUUGUAUCAUUCAUGUCUCUUUCAUACUAAAAUUCACUAUUUUUAUCACGUGUUUCCCAAAAAAAACUAUACAAUAAUAAACUAUACACCUCUUUAGCCAAUGGUCGGGCCACACUAGUAAAUAAUAGAUAACCAAAAGAUUCCACGACUGCUAAUUGACGAACCUUCCUUCAUUCACAAGAAAAAAGAUACCAGCAUGAGGAAGGAGAAGGAUGUCCGUUGUAAUAAAAGGAACAAGAGUUGACAGAAAGCAUAAGCCAAAAAUGAAAGAAGGGUUCUACCGACGCAUCCUUAAACAAUACAUUCAUCAACUCAAAUAUUUGGUACAAUAAACCUCCUAUAAGCAAUCCCGAUAAGCUCUAAUUCAUGUCCUGCACCAAUCGACAGAAGCUACAACAAACAAGUUCAUGAAUCUUAAUUCCAAACCCCUCCUUUAAUAUCGUCAUGUCUAUAUCAUUCACAAAGAGUCAUGCAUCCACAAUCACAUCGAAAUGAGAAUACUGAAAUGUCACUCUAAGAAUUCUACUGGGAAUCCAUUGAAUAUCCAUGGCUUCAUCAUCCGAAGUAAUCGUUUACAUUUGAAACAUCAAAGAACAAUCAAACUUAGCAAUUGGAUUCUCAAGCAGAGAACAGAUGCACAUGGUGGCCUCUCAUGAUGGUAGAUAGAUAACUAAUUGAAGUGCAACCUAAGACAGAGGAGCUAUAUAUGUCUACCGAAUUCAAAUUGGGUAAAUUGCUGUUUCCCCUGUGUACCAUGAUAGCUAUAGCAUCCAAAAGUAGGGGAAAGAAAAAACAAACAAACGCUGCAAGCAGCAGCAACAUGAUGAGAACAAGUGAGAGAGCUACUCAGUGAUCAGUAUGCAAGACUGAAGUAGUCCGUCUGGAUGUCGCUCCACUUUGGGCUAAGGUUGAUUCGAAGACCAUCAGGAAGUCUUUUCUGACUGCUUCUCAUGGUUUCUCCAUGGAUUCAAAGCGUCUCUCAUCGCUUGAGCUUCAGGAGUAUUCUCCCAAGCACGUUUCUCGGACUCCAGAACCGUCACCUUAUCGUCUACAAAAGGAUGGAAUAAACACGUCGAAAUCUCACAUCAGACAAUAGAAGACACAGCAAUGCCAGCUAACAAAUUAACUCUCUUAUGCCAAUUCACAAGGAGAUGGUUUCAAUAGGGUUCAAACUCUACCCAGCUAAACAUCAUGAACAAGAAGCCAGUGAAUGUUUUCAUUCCAACAGCUUGAAGUAGAAAGAUGGAUGCUUUUGAAGUCCCCCAAAAAUGGCAUUCACUAUUCCAAUUAAGAUACUAAACAGUGCAUGAUUUAACAGCAACUUAAACACCACAAAUACACACCCAAACCCUAAAAACAAAUCUAACGACAGCAAUUCACGCUACAGAACUUAUCAGAGAGUUCAAUCGAUGGCAAUUCAUAGACUAGUUGGUUGCCGUAAUUAAAAUUACAUUACUAGGAAGAAAAUCGUUCGAUGUAUUGAUAAAAAAAAAAGCUAGAUGCAGUGAAUCGAAAAAACCAGUGCAAGAGAAGGAACGGGAGAGAGAGAGAGGCACGGGGCGGGGGAAAGGAGAAUUCUCACACAGAAGCCCGUCUUGAUCAUGAAGAACUCCAUGGAAGCUCCGAUUAGAGCAGAACCGGCGGCUAUCUUCACAUACCAAUCUAGAAACUUCAUUCUCAGCGCCGGCAAAGGAAUCAAGACCUCUAGCAAACAAACAAUCUACGAUUCCAGAGCUCCAAACUGAGCGCGGCAGAUACCUUUCUUCGAUGCCGAGUCACGGAAUCGGGUGACAGGCCUUUCUCACAGGGGAUGGUUCGCGAGUUGAUGGAACGAGUUCAGACGCUGGGCCGAACUUAUUCUUUUCCUCCACUGCGAGUAGCAGGCCGCUGUUGGGGAAGACUCGCGGAUCGUAAGUCGUAACUUUGGGCUUCACUCUCUUGAGUUACAAUUGUCAAUUAACAUGUUUAGGGUUUUAGGGUGAAUUGAUAAUUGCUUUGUGCUACAUUCGUCUAUAACAUCUAUAAUAGUUAUCUUUCUCCAAAAAUUUGAUUUAUUGAGACAAAUUAGUUAUGCAUGAUAUUAGAAUUGAUCUAGGCAAGUGAUUGUAUGCUUGAAUCUUCACGACUUCCAAUAGCAACAAUUAAAUUUAAAGCACAUGUUGUGACAGGUCUAUGCAAACUUCAAAGUUCAAGUGCAUAAAUUGGUUUUCAUCUGAAGGGGGUGUAAUAUGGAUCCACAAUAUAUAGAGGCGAAAUCAGAAAUCUGAACAAGGGAGACUAAAAAUGUACGUUUGAGGAAUUUGAACCAUGAUCAUUAAAAAGGGGCCUGCAAAUGAGCCGAGUCGAGUUUUACCCCAGCUUGAGCUCGCCUCGUUAAUAAAGGAGUUGAGCUCGAGCUUGGCUCGUUGAUUAACCAGCCGAGUCGAGUCGAGUUCGAGCUAGCUUGCUUGAUAAAAUCUUGACUCAUAUUUGAUAUAUUCAUUUUGUAUGUCAUACAUGAUACAUGUGAUUAAUGUCAAUAUGAAAAACUAAUAGUAGUAGUGAAGUUUUCAAUAUUAACUAAUCUCAUGUUAUACUUUGUGGUAUCAAAUUCUUUAGUUAAUAAAUUUUAACUAGUGAAAAUUAUGUUAUUUCAUAGUAUCGAAGCAAUCUAUGAUACAUAAUUUCUUUUAAAAAUUAAAUAAGACAUAUUUGCUCACAUAAUCUACAUGUUAAACUUCAAGGGUGAGAUAUAUAAUUUAACAAAUCUAUGAAUUAUCAAAAUUAAACUCGUAUAGAUUGAUUCGCUCAUAACUCGGUAAUCGAGUUGGCUCUCUAGCCACAAUGUUGAGAGUUGAGACAUCGCUAAAUGAGUCAGCUCACGAGUUGAGCUCAACAAGCCAUCGAGUCGAGCUAGCUCGCAAGCUCCACGAGCCGCAGAAAGCCAAUCUCAAGCUCGACUCAUUAGUAAACGAGCCGAGUUUCGAACAAGUUUUUUCCGAGUCGAACGCCGAGCCGCUCGCGAGCAGCUCGGCUCAUUUGCAGAUGAAGUUCUGACCAUCUGUCAGAGAAAAAAGAAUGAAUGGAUAUUGUAGAAUUCCCUACACCUAUAGGCCUAGAGCCUUACCCACUAGUCUAUUUCUCAAAUUCUUAAUAUAAAUUUUACUUUUAAAUUUACUUAUUUUUGAAAGUUGAGGGGGCUAUAACCCCCUCCUGAUCCAACGUAUCUCUGCCACUUGUAACACACAUGGGUUGAUCUUAGUUUUUGUUUUGUUUUGAUAAAACAGAGUGCAAAGGGUCGUGUAAUAUAGAUUGAUUUUUGUUUGAUUGGCCGUGUAAUAUAGAUUAAUAAUUAACCUUCUUCCAAUCAAAUAAUCGUAAAACAUGUGUAAUUCAUCGAGCUGAUGAACUAAUUAAUUAAAGAAACGUGUUUAAAUUCAUACAAAAUAAUAGAAACGUGUGUAGUAAUAUGAAGAGAGCAUUAUUAUGAUUCUUGUGUCGAGAAUAUGUAACUACCAUUUCCAAAACAAACGAGAAAUCGGCUCCACCGAAUAUUUUACUAAUUAAAAAAAAUGCUUUAUGGGAUUCUAAAUUUGGGCAUAAUAUUUGAAGAGCUGAAGUUAACGGCCGGUCUCGUUUGAGAUUCCAUCGGCCGGCUGACUAGCGUCACUGCCUACUGUGCUCGGCCGGCGUUUCUUCUUUCUCCUUUAUGCCGUCUCUGCACUUUCUUGCCAGCCAGCCUCCAUGUUCCAGGUUGAUCGAGCGGUUAGGUUUUCCUGAUUUACCUCCUGAAAAUUGUAUUAUUCUCUUUGGAUAUAAAUGAGAAUUAAAUUGAGAGUAUCAUGUUAUAUGUGUACCGCUGUUAGGUUUUCCUGAUUGAUCUCCUGAAAAUUGUAUUCUUCUAUUUGUCGAAAUACAUUGUUUGUUUUGUGUUUUAGGUGUUGGAUGGUAAGUAACGGAAACCCAUAUAAAUAUGAAUACAAAAUUACCACUAAAUCUUGGAAUAGGAAAGGCAAACAACAAAAUUAAUGAAAUUGAAAUGUGAAGUAGUGCCAAACUACUCACAUAGUCUAAUGAUGAGACCCUUAGUAGAUGCUCUUUUGGGAAGUGACAGUUCUCGAGUUUGAUCCUUAUCAAGGUCCAUUAUGGUGCUCUCAAAGACAUUUAAUGGGGAUCUUUGUGGAGGACUCGAGAGGCUCUCAAACAGGUGAACUUUCAAAUUUGAUCUCACUCCGCCAUCGCUCAAGUUGUGUGUUGAUUUUUUUCUCAACCCUCUAUGUUUAUAUGUUUGGUUCAAUUCUCUGCCGUUUUGUUGUUUCAUGAUGAAAACUGAAACCAUGACUUCCUAAUAAAAAAAUAAUUGAAAAAUAGUCUACGUAAACGCAAUUAAUGUAUGCUAACCAAAUGAUUAAUGUCACUUUUUAAAAACUUAUCACAAUCGCCAAACUCGCACUUAAAAAUGAAUAUUUAAAGAACUA
Molecule: messenger RNA, 7020 nt
Organism: Linum trigynum
Lineage: Eukaryota; Viridiplantae; Streptophyta; Magnoliopsida; Malpighiales; Linaceae
Source: the annotation of a GenBank genome assembly